GUUCAGGUGUGAUCUUUACUUGCUGACUGUAAGCUGACAGAGUCAGUUCAGACAAACAGCAGCAGCAUGAAGAUCAAAGGUUUCACCUGCGGGCUCUUCCUCCUCGCCUUCACUACCACAGGAGCAGACGCUCAGACAGAUGUCUGUGGCAAAGCUGCCCUCAACACCAAGGCAGAGACCAGGAUCGUUGGAGGUCAGGCCGCCGCUGCGGGGUCGUGGCCCUGGCAGGCCAGGCUGACUAUAAGGGGGGCUCUCUGUGGGGGGUCUCUGAUCAACAGCCAGUGGAUCCUGAGUGCUGCUCACUGUUUCAGCAGCACCAGCACUUCAAAUGUGGUUGUUUACCUGGGAGAAACCUCGAUAGACAACAGUCCUAACUCCGUCAGCAAGACGGUGUCCCAGAUUAUUGUACAUCCAAACUACAACAGCCAAUCUCAGGACAACGACGUUUCUCUGGUGAAGCUGUCCUCGUCUGUGACCUUCAACGACUACAUCAGCCCCGUUUGUUUGGCGGCAGCAGGCAGCGACUUCCCCGGCGGGACCACUGCCUGGGUCACCGGCUUUGGGACUCUUUCAUUUCAAGGAUCUACCCCUUCCACCCUGCAGGAGGUCAGCGUUCCCAUUGUGAACAACACUCAGUGUAACGCGUCUUAUGGUUCAAUCACCAGCAACAUGAUCUGUGCCGGUCUGACAGCUGGAGGGAAGGAUUCCUGUCAGGGAGACUCCGGCGGUCCGCUGGUGGUCAAAAACGACACCACAUGGAUCCAGGCUGGAGUGGUGAGCUUCGGACAAGGAUGCGCUCAGGCAAACUUCCCGGGAGUCUACGCCCGGGUCUCCCAGUACGAGGCCUGGAUCCGGAGCCAGGCCGUCAGCAGCUCCUCCAGCAUCUCAGCCGCUCACUUCAUCUCCAUGACGGCGCUGGCCGUCCUCUUCUCCGUCUUUAUUCUCUUCUGAGAGCUUUGAAGAAGUCUGGACCAACACAAACUCCGGAUCAGAACCGCUUCACGUGAGACUGGAAUACCUCACAGAUGCAAGUAGAUGAACGAUUCAUCAACUACUAUUUGAACAGACUUUUCUUGGAUUUACUCAUUUAUUCCAAACAUCUACAGUGGAAUCUGAAUUAUAUUGAAUGUCGUCGUUGAUCUGAUUCUCUUUUGUCUCAGUAACUGAGAAUCAGAGUUUGGACCAUUUUAGGUGAAAAUGAAGUUUAUUUGCUUUCAGAAGAAGCGUUGGAUGGACACGUUUGCUGCUAAAGUCGUAUAGUUUUCUGUUUCUACCUCCUACAGAUUUAACACUAUUUCCCUGGAUUUAAUCCCAAACUGUGACUGCUGAGAUCCACAGGGAUCUAAUGGAUUCAACUGAGCUGAUUUGGAUUGAAGGACAAACUCUGUUGUUUGUAUUUUCCCACAAAAACCCAGGAGUGUUUCUGUUGGUUUUUAGUUAAAAUAGAUCAAAUGUUUUCUCCUGGAUUUUUGAUGGAAAUUUCUUGUGAAACUGAAGAAAAGACAAACAGAACCGAAGUUUCUCUUCAGUUUUCUGAGAACCGAACCACAGAACGCUCCACGGCGUCCUUCUGAUGAAGUCUGGAGAAAACCUCCACAGCAGCAAACAUUCUCGUAGUUUUGUUUUAAGUCGGAGUGACUUUGGAGUCAGUCCUGAAUCUAAAUGUCUAGAAGGUGACAGCCGUUCCUCUGUGAACAUCUCCACUAAAAUCUUCAUUUUUGAUGCUCCGGAGAAGAAACAGGAACACAGAGAAAGUCUGUUGGUUCUGAACUGCAGUCUUCCUCUCCAUUCAGUCCUCUGACAGCUGAGGUCACCUGAGGUCACCACAGGGACCUGUGAACAUCAAAGGUGAAGGGGCGGGGCUCUGGGAAUUGUAGUUUUUGGUGGAUUUAAAAAAAAAAAGUGGACAUUUUUUUUUGUGGUUGUUAAUGUUUUAUUGCACUGUGGCUCAAACCUCAGUCCACCACUGGGGGCGCUGUGGAGUCCAUAAAAGUACCUGUAGGGCGUCAGGGUGACAGUUUUCAUUUUCUUCUCAAUUCUUUUCAAGCAGUGGAUCGAACUCUACUUGACUUUAGUUAAGAUUUGAUAUAUUUAAUGAAUCAAAGAUGUUUUUUUCAUUAUUUCUGUAAUGAUUUUGACUAAUCUGUGUGAUUUUAUUUC
This is a messenger RNA of Oryzias melastigma (Indian medaka), 2160 nucleotides long. RefSeq names its product trypsin. The record is from RefSeq and is a predicted model, not a curated record. The transcript has 6 exons. Gene Ontology annotation, molecular function: serine-type endopeptidase activity. Gene Ontology annotation, biological process: proteolysis. NCBI's taxonomy places the organism in Eukaryota, Metazoa, Chordata, Actinopteri, Beloniformes, Adrianichthyidae. The coding region runs from base 67 to 951 and encodes 294 amino acids.